CCCAGCUCGCCACUCCACCCCUGCUUGUGCCUUGCUUUGCCGAAUCCUCAAAAGCAAUCUCGCAAGGCUCCAGUGCCCGGCGAGCGGCGAGACAGCUCACUAAAGUAUUAUCUGCUGCCACUAUUAACCUGCCGUGCGGUGCCGACACCAAGCCUGCCAUCCCCGUAAGAUAGGGAGCCUGUGCACCGGAAGCUUUGCCAGCUAUUCCCUUCCCUCCCGGGCACGGUCCGCAUUCUUCUCUGCGUUCAGCUGGUGCGACCUUCAACCGCCGUGAAACACCUGCGAGAGUCCCUCUACCUCUCCUCUGCACUGCGAGCUUCCUCUCUGUAACCCCGCCCACAAUGACCUCCACCGAGCGCAUCGACCAGCCCGCCGAGGUUGCGAACAAGGUCCUGCGAAGAGCCCAGGUCUCAAAGAUGACCCGGACGCUGCAGAACCGCCUCGCUUUGGCCAAUGUCAAGAUCAAGCAUGGCUGGCAAGAUCUCAGUCUCGACAAUCUGGAGCCGCGGGUGGACAUGGAGCUCAAGCGAAAGCGGCCGGGCUCCAGCAAUGAGACCAUGUCGGAUGCUUCCAGCGUGUCUGAGCGCUUCUAUCAGAGUGGCGUGCUCGACUCCUCCCCGCUCGCCGCGCCCAUAUUCUCCGACGAUGUCAAGCGGUCUGGCAGCCGGUCUGGCAGCAGCCAUAGCCAGGGCAAGAGGCCGCGCUAUGCCCAAUCCUUUAACAAGUACCCCGGAACGAGCAAUCACACCCGCACCAAGGUGAGGACUUCGACUACGUCCGCAACCUCAUGGAAAAACAGCUUCCAACUGCCCGAAUCGUCGCCCGUAUACCACAGCAGACAUGCUCGCUUCGGACGCUCCCACAACCACAGCCUGUCUUUCGUCUCUGAAGCCUCCACCGUCCCCGACGACCCUCGAUCACCCCUUCUUUCCGAAGAUGACGACGAAGACCUUCCUAUAACCUCUUUCCAGCUCAAUAACUCACAUGUUCGCUCCUCCCCGCCACGAGCACCUCGCACACCGCCUCCAGCUGUUGCCCGUUCCGCUCGUCUUCGUCAGAACGGCUUCACUGCUGUCGGAGCGGCCCGAGAGGGACAUAAGGGAGACGAAGAUGCCAAUCUGCUCAUGUAUCUAGCUACUUCUCCAUCACCGGCCCAUCGCGGGUCAUCGAAACCCCGCAUCAUCGCUCCCUCCACACCUCCGCCGAAAUCUACACCUCUGCCGUCCUCCAUGAUGUCCACCCCUGGAGGCGGUGGAGCACCAUUCCCGGGCUUCGGGCUGCAGACGCCCUCCGCCAACCUCAACUUCGCCGAGUUCCUCAACAUGUCUCCCAGCCCAGCACAGGUAGGCGGCCCGUGGAACCGUACACCAGCAACGGCAAGGACGCCUGCUGCCGCCCGCGAGGCCCGACGCCGAUUGAACUUUGAUACCCUCCUUCCUCCCACAAGCGAUAGUCCCCGCAUCGGCGUGGACCGUGCCAGAAUCGGCAAGGUCGAGGGGCUCGGCAUGGAACUGGGCGGCGAGCUUGUCUCUUGA
Trematosphaeria pertusa is the source of this 1535-nucleotide messenger RNA. RefSeq lists its product as uncharacterized. The transcript is spliced from 2 exons. The coding region runs from base 342 to 1535 and encodes 397 amino acids. NCBI's taxonomy places the organism in Eukaryota, Fungi, Ascomycota, Dothideomycetes, Pleosporales, Trematosphaeriaceae. The record is from RefSeq and is a predicted model, not a curated record.